GGACUUCGCUGCACAGGUCUCUUUGCCGCGUGACACCGGCUUCCUGAUGUUAAAAGUGCGUUUACCUGAUUGCUCUAUCCAUGGAAGAAGACGAAAUAGAAGCCGACAGCCCCGUGGGCGCUGAAGAUUCAAAUGGAGAUUCCACUGAGAGGAAACCAAAUAUGUCCAGACAGGAAAUUUUUACACUGAUCUCUACGGCAUCUGUAAAUUUUAGCGCAAUGAUUUGCUAUUCGAUACUAGGCCCAUUUUUCCCCAAAGAGGCUGAGCAGAAAGGGGUCAGUGAGACUGUAAUUGGAUUGAUAUUUGGAUGCUUUGCACUGUGUGAUCUGUUGGGAUCUUUAGUCCUUGGAAAAUUCAUUGUUCAGAUAGGAGCAAAAUUUAUGCUUUGUGCUGGAUUAUUUUUAUCUGGAGGGUGUACUAUUCUUUUUGGUCUGCUUGAUAAAAUCCCAAAUGAAAUACCUUUUAUAUUGAUGUGCAUUAUAAUAAGAUCCAUAGAUGCUGUUGGCUUUGCUGCUUCAAUGACCUCAUCUUUUGCCAUCAUUGCCAAGGCUUUUCCAAAUAAUAUAGCAACAGUAUUGGGAUGCUUAGAGAUUUUUUCAGGUCUUGGACUUAUACUGGGCCCUCCAUUAGGUGGUUUUCUUUACCAGUCCUUUGGUUAUGAGAUUCCAUUCAUUGUGCUGGGACUUGUUCUCAUAUUGAUGGUGCCUCUGAACAUUUAUGUUUUGCCGUCCUAUGAUGCUACACCAAGCAGUGGUUCUUUUUGGAGGCUCUUUACCCAGCCAAAAGUUUUGCUUCUUUGCUUUUUGUUAUUUUCCAUGAGUUCAUGUCUCAGUUUUCUGGACCCAUCUAUAUCACUUUUUGUCAUUGAAAAGUUUAACUUGCCUGUUGGGCAUGUAGGACUAGUAUUCCUUGGUUUAGAAUUAUCUUACUGUUUGUCUUCACCUUUGCUGGGCAUUGUUAGCGAUAAAAUGCCUAAAAGUAGAAUAUGGUUUAUGGUGAUUGGUGGCAUCGCAACAGCACUUGUCUAUUGUUUUCUGGGACCUGCUCCAUUUCUUCAUUUAAAAAGCCAGCUAUGGCUGUUUGUCUUGAUGCUGGCCCUGCUGGGAUUUUCCAUUAGUAUGACUUGCAUCCCCACCCUUCCAGAAAUUUUCAAGUGCUCAUAUGAACAUGGAUUUCCAGAUGACUUAAGCACUCUGGGCAUUGUGUCUGGUAUGUACGGUGCAGUAUGGUCUUCUGGGAAUUUCUUUGGCCCAACUCUUGGUGGAUUUCUGGUUGAAAAGUUCAAUUUUGAGUGGGCUGCAGCUGCUCAAGGAGGGCUUGUAUUUAUAUCAGUACUUUUAUUAGGCACCUACUACUUUGCAGAGCCCUGUUUCAGAAGACCUGCUCCUUCAAGUAUUGAAGAAAGUGAAGAAAGAGCACCCUUACUUUCCAAUCACAUUUAAUGUUUGACUUUAUGUUAAUUGUGAUAUUAUUAUUACUAUUAUCCAUCCAUCCAUUUUCCAACCCGCUAAAUCCGAACACAGGGUCACGGGGGUCUGCUGGAGCCAAUCCCAGCCAACAUAGGGCACAAGGCAGGAACCAAUCCUGGGCAGGGUGCCAACCCACCGCAGGACACACACAAACACACCCACACACCAAGCACACACUAGGGCCAAUUUAGAAUCGCCAAUCCACCUAACCUGCAUGUCUUUGGACUGUGGGAGGAAACCGGAGCGCCCGGAGGAAACCCACGCAGACACGGGGAGAACAUGCAAAC
Messenger RNA from Erpetoichthys calabaricus (reedfish), 1756 nucleotides. RefSeq names its product MFS-type transporter SLC18B1-like. NCBI's taxonomy places the organism in Eukaryota, Metazoa, Chordata, Cladistia, Polypteriformes, Polypteridae. Gene Ontology annotation, biological process: transmembrane transport. The record is from RefSeq and is a predicted model, not a curated record. The coding region runs from base 81 to 1442 and encodes 453 amino acids. The transcript is spliced from 14 exons. Gene Ontology annotation, molecular function: transmembrane transporter activity.